AUGACGGCAAAUGUGGCAGGAUGGAAGUGGACGCUGAUUGUCCCCAUUGUGGCGGCAGCACUGCUAUUAAUCGGCUUAGAUGGGAUCCAACCAAUUUUGAGUGGCCUCGGGUUGACAGAGAAGUCUGAGUUCUCAUACCGACCUGCUGUAAAAAUACAACAGGGUACUAUCAUUGGUAGACUUGUUACUGAUGGAACUUUCCCGGAGCCGCUGGAAGGAUUUUUGGGGAUUCCCUAUGCAGCCCCUCCAGUAGGAGAUCUCCGAUUCCGGGCAGCCGUUCCAGUUACAGCCUCGAACGAUACUUUCGAAGCCUUUUACUUGGGACCAAGAUGUUUUGGGAAGCAGCUAGUGCCGUUCACGGGUGACGAGUGGUUGGGACCUGAUGUUGAAAGCGAGGAUUGCUUGAGUAUCAGUGUAUACAGACCAAAAGGCCAUACUGCAAGCAGCAAGAAACUGCCAGUGGCCAUGCUGAUUCCUGGAGGGGCAUUCAAUAGAGGUGCACAACGGAUGCACAAUACGGCAUCCAUGCUGGCUUGGUCGACGUCCCCGUGGAUUGGAGUAUCAAUGCAAUACCGUAUCGGGGUUACAGGGGGUUUAAAUUCGAAGCUCACGGCUAAGGAGGGGUUGCUCAACCUCGGAUUGAAAGAUAUGUAUGUCGCGCUGGAAUGGGUUCAAGAGAACAUUGCCGCCUUCGGAGGUGACAAAGAUGAUGUGACGAUUAUGGGACUGUCGGCUGCAGCCCACGCUAUUGGCCAUCUUAUCAUGGAUGUUAAUCAGAAGAAAACCUUAUUUCACAAAGUUAUUAUGGACUCUGGAGCACACACAGCUCGUGCAGUGCAUCCUCCGGAUUCUAAGCUUAAUGAGCAACAUUUCCGGCAGUUUGUAGAGCUUACGGGUUGCGACAGCCGAUCUGAAGAUACUAUUCUCCCGUGUCUAAGGGCUCUUCCUUCAUCUGAUAUUGUUAAUGCUGGACAGACUGUGUUUGCUCAAUCUGAACCUUCAGUGCGAUGGAGCUGGCAGCCAGUCUUAGACGGCGAUAUUAUCAGCCGCCGUCCUAUCGAUGCAUGGAGAUCUGGGAUGUGGCGGAAAGUCCCUAUUCUCACUGGAUCGGUGCACAACGAGGGAGCCAUGUAUGUGCCAAAGUCGGCAUCGGUUUCCGAAGACUUCACAAAAAUUUUCACAACCUUGCUUCCGCACUUAUCAGAUGGUGACCUUGCAGAGCUAGAAGCGCUGUACCCAGAUCCUAAGAAGUCUCCCAGCUCGCCGUAUGUCGAGACCAGACCUAUUAAGAUCGGUGAACAGUAUAAGCGUUGCGAGGCAGCGUACGGCCACUAUGCGUAUACGUGUCCAGUGCGACAAACAGCGAUCUGGGCGAGUAAAUCAUCCCUAAACCCUCCAGUUUACAUCUACCACUGGGUCCUCAAUAAGACCGUUCUUUAUGGUGCCAAUCAUGGGGAUCAGGUGCGCUAUCAGACCUAUAAUUCCGAAGUACGCUCUAUAUCUCCAGCACAGAAUGAGGUUGCUGGAUUUAUGCAUGCCUAUGCUACCUCCUUCAUAGUUACUGGCGAUCCAAACACCAUCAAGGGGCGGUUCCCAUCUCGGCCAGAGUGGCUUCCGUGGGCAGCGAGCAAAAAGAACAGCGAGCAGACAAUGGUGUUUGGCGAGGGGAAUGAUGAGAGGGCUGGAGGGCAUGAUUCUGGAAUUCCAGCUGCUUUUCGCAAGUAUUCUUGGGCAGAAAAAGAAUGCGAGUUCUGGUGGAAGCUGACAGAGUACUUCGAAGAUUGA
Molecule: messenger RNA, 1785 nt
Organism: Lachnellula hyalina
Lineage: Eukaryota; Fungi; Ascomycota; Leotiomycetes; Helotiales; Lachnaceae
Product: Lipase
Exons: 3
Coding region: 1-1785 (594 amino acids)
Source: RefSeq, a predicted model, not a curated record